ACCAGUGCAACAGAGAGCGCAGUUCACGCUUCAGAAGAGCCCUACCAUCACCCUUUAGGUGAGGUGAGGUGGAUUUCAGACAAAAAAUCAUCUACCGUUUCGUUUAUCUGCCAAAAAAGUUGACUUUCACCUUGAAUUAUUCAUAGCGGUUUCAAUCCAUUGAAGCUCGUUUCAUUUCGUUAGUCAAUCAAUUUACGUGGUCUUUCAUAUUAUAAGUGAAGUUGGUGAAAUAGGAUGAAGAAUAACGGACCCUUGAUGGCCUCAUCCAGGUCUAGUCCGGAUUUGAAUCUGUUUCAGGAAAUUGUUAUUCGGCUGGCAUUAUUUGCUAUAUACAUAUAUUUCGAAUUCAAGGAACCCUAUAUUCGCCAGAUUCAGCCGGAUGAAAUGUGGUUGUACAAAAAUCCACGCACCGAUAGUUACGUUCCUCUAACUACCCUCUAUCCGUCGACGUUUGGUUUAGUGGCAGUUGUAUUUUUUAUAUAUUACUUCCGUACCGGAGACUUUGCAGAGCUGAAAGCGGCUUGGUUAGGCCUAACUCUGGCUUGUGUCCUGAACGGAGUGGUGACACAUUCCAUUAAGGCAGCAGUUGGUCGUCCUAGGCCAGAUUUUUUCUGGCGUUGCUUCCCAGAUGGCAUAGCUAAUGAUGAGCUGCAAUGUACUGGUGAUAGCAGGGCUGUAAUGGAUGGGCGCAAAAGUUUUCCCAGCGGUCAUGCUUCUUUUGCCUUUGCUGCCCUGGGUUUUCUUUCUUGUUAUCUAUCUGCCAAACUGCAUGUUUUUACCGAAAGAGGCCGCGGCCAAUCGUGGAGGCUGUUGGUGGCAGGAGCUCCACUGUUUGCUGCUACGAUGAUUGCGAUAAGUCGUACUUGCGAUUAUCAUCAUCACUGGCAGGAUGUUACUAUCGGUUCCUUAAUAGGAAUCGUUGAAGCGUAUCUUUGCUACCGUCAGUAUUAUCCCCCCGUGGAAGACCGUUUUGGUUUUCUCGCAUACAUCAGUAAACGUCCAGCUCAAAAGUCUUGCCAAGCAGUUUGUGCAAACUCCUGCACAAACCACGUCGAAUCUCGUUCCGGUGAAAUGGAUACAGAGAAAAAAAUGCUGCUGGAUGCUGAAGAAAAGAGUGAUAAGUUAACUUGAAUGCUUGAAAGGUUGGUACGUUGCCCUAAAAUGUAACAUUGAUUUGCUGGUAGUACUGUGAUUGAUAAGCACAAGCUUUUGAUUUAUUUAAAACGAAUUUACAAACUUUACAAUAUAGACAACAGGUAAAAA
Molecule: messenger RNA, 1263 nt
Organism: Sabethes cyaneus
Lineage: Eukaryota; Metazoa; Arthropoda; Insecta; Diptera; Culicidae
Product: phospholipid phosphatase 5
Exons: 3
Coding region: 235-1131 (298 amino acids)
Biological process (GO): phospholipid metabolic process
Molecular function (GO): phosphatidate phosphatase activity
Source: RefSeq, a predicted model, not a curated record